This is a messenger RNA of Rhododendron vialii, 3699 nucleotides long. Its product is annotated as phospholipase SGR2. Gene Ontology annotation, cellular component: cytoplasm. The transcript is spliced from 22 exons. The record is from RefSeq and is a predicted model, not a curated record. Bases 397 to 3222 code for a protein of 941 amino acids. Gene Ontology annotation, molecular function: metal ion binding; glycerophospholipase activity. NCBI's taxonomy places the organism in Eukaryota, Viridiplantae, Streptophyta, Magnoliopsida, Ericales, Ericaceae.
ACAAAUGAAAAAAUACGAAAGGGAAAAAAGUUGGUCGGUUUUUCCAAACCUGCCAUUCAACACCGAACCGUCCUCUCCUUGUAAACAUUCCCUCUCUCGCUCUCUCUUCCAUUCUUGGCUUCCUGGGUUUUUGCCAAUUCCACUCCUAUCUUCAUUACAAUUUUGUUUGCUGGUUUCUAUUCAAUUAGGUUUAGCUGAUACCCUUCUGGUUUGUUCUCUAGGUCAUUUGAAUUUCAUUUCGAAGGGUCAAUCGAUUCGAACCAUACCCAUUUUCAAAGAAUGGGUAUGGUUUACCUCGUGAUAUUGAAUUAGAAGCCCAUAUUAGGCCCCAUUAACCGAUACCCAUUUGGUUUUUGGGAAAUCAAGAUUAUUGGAAUUACUUUAGAAACUGGUUUGAUGGAAGAAAGUAGCAGAAAGCGUGAAGGUGAAGUUGGGGCAUCAGCUCCAGAAGCCACUGCUGGGUCUCAUCAUGGGAUCGAAGAAACUUCCCCUGACAUGUUGAAGAACACGCCCUCGAACAUAAUGAGAUUGGCAGUGGAGAUCCAGCAAUGUGAGGGCCGGCAGAAGUAUCUUGCGCAGACGAGGAGUCCGUCCGAUGGGGGCGAUGUUCGUUGGUAUUUCUGCAAGGUACCUUUGGCAGAUAAUGAACUGGCAGCCUCAGUCCCCUGCACUGAAAUAGUGGGAAAGGGCGAUUAUUUUCGAUUUGGCAUGAGGGAUUCUCUUGCAAUAGAGGCAUCUUUCUUGCAGAGAGAGGAAGAAUUGCUUUCUUGUUGGUGGAAGGAGUAUGCAGAGUGUAGUGAAGGUCCCAAGGCCCGUCCCAGUUAUGAUGCUAAAGAGAGGGCACAAUCAGUAGAUGUAUUGGAAGAAGAGAGAGUUGGAGUUCCUGUAAAGGGAGGCUUGUAUGAGGUUGAUUUAAUAAAGAGACAUUGCUUUCCUGUUUACUGGAGUGGAGAAAAUCGGCGUGUUUUAAGAGGUCAUUGGUUUGCUCGUAAAGGGGGCCUCGAUUGGCUUCCUCUUCGUGAAGAUGUCAGUGAACAGUUGGAGUUUGCAUAUCGCAGCAAGGUUUGGCAUCGGAGGUCAUUUCAGCCGUCAGGACUUUUUGCAGCUCGAGUUGAUUUGCAAGGCUCAACCCAGGGACUGCAUGCUCUUUUUACUGGAGAAGAUGAUACGUGGGAGGCUUGGCUAAACGUUGAUGCUUCUGGGUUUUCUGGUGUCAUUAAUUUCAGAGGGAAUGGCAUUAUGUUAAGGCGUGGAUAUGCUGCAUCUAAGUCAUCGAAACCUACGCAGGAUGAAUUACGUCAGCAGAAGGAGGAAGAGACGGAUGACUAUUGUUCACAGGUGCCAGUUCAACAUCUAGUGUUUAUGGUUCAUGGUAUUGGUCAGAGGUUGGAGAAAUCUAAUUUAGUAGACGAUGUGACCAAUUUUCGCCUUAUCACAGCAAAGCUUGCUGAACGACACCUGACUUCGUAUCAGCGCGGAACUCAGAGAGUCCUUUUCAUCCCUUGCCAGUGGAGGAAGGGCUUGAAGCUAAGCGGUGAAGCUGCAGUCGAAAAAAUUACUUUAGAUGGUGUACGGGGUUUGCGAGUGAUGUUGAGCGCGACAGUUCAUGAUGUACUGUACUACAUGAGCCCCGUCUACUGCCAGGAUAUUAUCAAUUCGGUCUCUGACCAACUAAAUCGACUAUAUUUGAAGUUCCUGAAGAGGAAUCCUGGUUAUGAUGGAAAGGUUUCCUUGUAUGGUCACUCUUUGGGAAGUGUUCUCUCAUAUGAUAUUAUUUGCCAUCAAGAGAAUUUAUCCUCUCCCUUUCCAAUGGAGUGGAUGUAUAAAGAACACCACCCUGCAAAUGAAGAAUCUUCUUCCCCUACUCUCAACAACCAAUCUGCAGACUGCAAUUUUAAAUCCAGUCAGAACAAGAACGUCGGCUCAUUGAACAAUCAAACUACGGGAAUGGUAGGUCCCUCAGAAGAAGACAAUGCGGGCGGAAAACAACCUUUUCUAGUCCCGGAGAUGGAAGAUUCUUCUUUUCCCACUGGGCUUUCUGUCCCAUUAGACUUGGACGAACCUUCUGCAACGGAGGUGGAGUCUAAGCAACCCGAUGCUAUUUCAUCACUGGGGAAAGAUGACCACGGACAGGUUUCUGAUUCUAGAGACACGCUUUCUUGCAAAAGGGAAUAUUUUGAUGAAGCCUCUAACCUGAACUAUCAAGUGCUGCCGGGCAAUGCAGGAAAGCUGUCCUGCAGUGGGCCUGAGAGUGAUAAGGACAAAACAAUCAAACUGCUGACGGAAGAGAUUGAUUGCCUAAAAACAAGGAUCACAGAAUUGGAAACUGUACGUUGUUGUGAAGGAAAUGAGGCGGUGUCGGCGACUACUACAAAUCAACCUGUUUCUGGAAAUCUUCUAUGUGGACAAAAUGAUAUGCCGAACUGUUACACUCCUUAUAUCAAAUAUACGAAGUUGGAAUUCGAGGUGGACACCUUCUUUGCAGUCGGAUCUCCCCUCGGUGUAUUUCUUGCCCUCCGCAAUACUCGUAUAGGGAUCGGAAAAGGGCAAGAAUAUUGGGAAGAAGAAAAUGUAACUGAAGACAUGCCAGCUUGUCGCCAAAUGUUCAACAUUUUUCAUCCAUUUGAUCCUGUGGCUUAUAGACUAGAACCACUCAUCUGCAAAGAAUACAUCAGCAAACGCCCUGUUAUAAUACCGUACCACAGGGGUGGAAAACGGUUGCAUAUUGGAAUACAGGAAUGUGCUGAAAACUUAGCUUUACGUUCGCAGGCAGUAAUGGAUCAACUGGGCUCUGUAAGGGUCAAAGUGCUUACGCUAUGCCAAUCAAGAAACAAGGAUAACCUUGACGAAGAAUCAGAAGAUAACCUGGAAAAAGUAGAGAGGUCUUAUGGUUCCAUCAUGAUGGAAAGACUGACUGGGAGUGAGGAUGGACGGGUAGAUCAUAUGCUUCAGGAUAAAACCUUUCAGCAUCCAUACAUCUCAGCGAUUGGAUCACAUACGAAUUAUUGGAGGGAUGAUGAUACUGCCCUUUUUAUACUGAAACAUUUGUUUCGAGAUAUACCUGAAGAACCUGAGUUGCAAGCCGGAAAAAAAUCUGGCAGCCAAAAAAAUGGUAUCGCAGACCAAAGAGAGGUUGCGGAGGAAGAACUUCCUUUGACUUUUGCUGAUAAGGGUUUGAUUAGAAGCUUCUCUGCAAGUGCAAGAAAGAUCAUGAAAAAGUGAUGACGGUUUUCUCUCCUUUUUUCUUCGAAAUGUAUGUGCUAGUAUCUGUAAUUAUUAUGAGUUAUUUGUACGAUUGUGUUUUUAGCAAUUUAAGCACUAAAGGCAUCUCUGGAACGUUAACUUUUUUUGUACCUGUAUUGCAGUUGACAGGCUAAAAAGGAAGUUUGGCAUGCAGUUGGCACGUUUCUUGUUUUUGGUUCACACUGUAUAUAACAAGCAUUAUAGUAGAGUUAUAUGGAUGAAUCCCGGUGGUUGUAGAUACUCCGUAGUCUGUAUACAUAAACUGUACAAAUUCAAUUGUGUCCAUGUAUAGUUCAUAAUUUAGCUAGUGUAGCGCACGCCAAAACUUAGUACACCUUCAUUAAGCUCUACUGGGUGCAACCGUUGCAUCAUCCUUCGUACAGACCCUAGUGUGACUAGCGUCUAACUAUUUGCUUCCUUAGUUUAGAUGGCUUAAAUUACACCUAAUGGUUUAUA